This is a messenger RNA of Leishmania braziliensis MHOM/BR/75/M2904, 1023 nucleotides long. RefSeq lists its product as hypothetical. The transcript has a single exon. The record is from RefSeq and is a predicted model, not a curated record. Lineage: Eukaryota; Euglenozoa; Kinetoplastea; Trypanosomatida; Trypanosomatidae. The coding region runs from base 1 to 1023 and encodes 340 amino acids.
AUGGAUUUUCCCUGUGUGCUCUUUAUUUUCACUUCUAUUUCCCAACUUCUCGGUAUGUGGUGGCAAAGGACGACUAGUACUUUUUAUCACACAUUCACCAUGCUCCGUCUCAACAUGGACCGCACAUCACCACUCUUUUGGGUGGGGAGGCGCUUGUUGUCCUCAACUUCGAUGCUUCGUUUUCAACAGAGUGCGGAGGAGCGCGCUAGGGAGGAGGAGCUCCGUCAAAAGGUCCAACAGAGGUAUCGUGGAAUGCAGAUCCCUGAAAGCCUCAGUCAUGAAUAUGGACACUUCUCGACAAUGGGCAUAAGCGCAAGUGCCACUCAGCAGGCUGCGAGUAACGCUGGAGUGGAUGGGUAUCAGAGCUUUGGUGGCACUCCUUUCCAGAAUCGGCGAAGUGUGGACUGGGUAAUACUGUUGACUGGUUGCACCUUGAUGUAUUUCUCCGGCAAGAUCCUCUUUCGUCAGCUCACACGUGGUGUAAAUGGACUAGAGAUGCCUCUUUGGACGGCGAGUGUAGAGCUACAGGCGAAACACAUUCUGUUUGCUGUACAGUUUCAACAAAGUGAACAAGACCAGAUGAAGAAGGACUUUGAGGAGGUUCGUCAGAUCAACCCUUUUGUGGAGUUUUUCGAGUGGGUGCGGUCGCGCAGACCUGAGUUCUGUUCUGGAAGAAAGUAUGGUGCAGAUUAUGUGAUUCAUACACUUGUCUCCUCUUUGAGUAGCAGCGACGGGGCUCAGCUGGCCACUGUAGCUCGUACACUGCAGCAGUCGAUGGCACAGAAAAACAGUGACUCUCUUCAGCGAGUGGACAACUUUGUAGAACAACUGCGGAGCGUCGGAUACCUUUUCCAGGGUAUCCGCGGCAUGGGCUCGCCUAGCGUGUACACCACUGAUUAUCCACCUCGACAGGUAUAUACCCCUCACUGUGAGGUUGGGCAGUGUGGAGAGCAGGAAUCUGAUCUUACUAGAGCGCUGGACGUGAAGAACGGCGUGGCACACAGCUCUACUCCUUUCGGCUAG